GUACAGAUAAGGAGAUUUGCAAGAAAUUUGUCGAUCAUGUUGAAAAUUUCACACUUAGAUCAUUUACAAGUGUCCAUGAGUGCAUUGAACUCAAUCUUCCAAAGAUGGGGCAUCCAGGCACCGGCGAAUUCCUGGAAUAUCAGCGGCGAACCAUGCACCGGAACUGCUCUGAGCCAAGGCAAUUCCGUUUUUGAUGAUCCUCCCAACAAUCCAGCCAUCACAUGCAAUUGCUCCUUCGACAAUGCAGCUACAUGCCACAUCACCAAACUGAGAGUGCAAAAACUGAACAUACCAGGGGUGAUGCCAGAGGAGCUUUUGGCUUUCAAAUUCUUAACCUAUCUGAAGAUCGAUCAAAAUUACUUCACUGGUACCUUUCCAGCAUGGAUUGGGAAUUUAUCUACAUUGCAGAUAUUGUCUUUUGGGCACAAUGCAUUCUCUGGGUCCAUUCCUAAGGAGCUUGGAAAUCUUAAGGAGUUAACUAUGCUAUCCUUUGGUACAAAUAAUUUCUCUGGAACGCUCCCACCAGAACUUGGUAAUUUAGUCAAACUUGAACAAAUUUAUAUUGACAGCUGUGGAGUUGGUGGUGAAAUUCCCUCAACAUUUGCUAACCUUCUAAACAUGCAAAUCAUGUGGGUAUCAGACAGUCCUUUCACAGGCAAAAUACCUGAUUUCAUUGGCAACUGGACAAACCUUGCACAAUUGAGAUUUGAAGGGAACUCCUUUGAAGGUCCUAUACCAUCCAGCUUUUCUAAAUUAACCUCUCUAAAGUCUCUGCGAAUCAAUGGUUUAUCCAAUGUGAGCUCUUCUCUUGAUUUCAUUAGAAAUUUAAAGAAUUUAACUGACUUAGUUUUAAGAAAUGCAUUAAUUACUGGUAGUAUUCCAUUUGAUAUUGGAGAACUCCCAUAUUUACAAAAACUGGAUUUGAGUUUCAAUAACUUAACAGGCCAAAUUCCAAGUGCUUUGUUCAACAUAAAUUCUCUUACAUACUUGUUUCUUGGAAACAAUAGUCUUUCUGGUACCAUCCCUAACCAAAAGAGUGCAGACCUAAUGAAUAUAGAUUUAUCUUACAAUUUUCUGUCUGGAAGCUUUCCCUCAUGGGUGAAUACAAUUUUACAACUGAAUCUAGCAGCCAACAACUUCACAUUUGACAGUUCAAACAAAAGUGUUAUACCAGGAUUGCACUGCCUUCAAAGAAGCUUCCCAUGCAGCAGGAACUCUCCACGCUAUGCAAACUUCUCAAUCAAGUGUGGCGGUCCAGAGAUGACUGCUGAUGGGAUAAAAUAUGAGGCUGAAGACUCUUCUCUUGGCGCAGCAUCAUUUAAUGUAGCCAUUACUGAGAAAUGGGCAGUCAGCAAUGUGGGUUUGUUUUCUGACAGAAGUAAUCAAAUCUAUGUGCAGAAUGCCUUGCAAGAAGUGAUAUACACCAACUCACCAGAUCUUUUUAAGACCUCGAGGAUAUCACCUGGAUCACUCAGAUACCAUGGCUUAGGCCUAGAGAAUGGACCUUAUACAGUUAACUUGCUUUUUGCAGAAACAGCUUUCAAAGAUCGAAGCACACAAACUUGGGAGAGUCUGGGAAGGCGAGUUUUUGAUAUUUAUAUUCAGGGAACCAUCAUAUUGAAGGAUUUUGACAUAUCAAAAGAGGCAGGUGGGGUUGACAGAGCAAUCACUAAGAAUUUCAAUGCUACUGUGACAGAGAACCAUCUUGAAAUUCACCUAUUCUGGGCUGGUAAGGGAACAAGGGGCAUACCAGAAGCAGGUUACUAUGGACCGUCCAUUUCAGCAAUCAACGUGGUACCUAAUUUCACGCCAAAUAUAAGUUGGAUUGUCCCACGUACAGCAAAAGAGAAUAGGACUGGGUUGAUUGUUGGUGUUGCAGUUCCUGUGGGAGUUGUCACCUUCACCUUGGUAUUGAUAUUUAUAGUCUUCUACUUGAGAAGGAGAAAAGAUGAUGAUGAAGAAGAGCUUCUUGGAACAGCAACCGGACCAAACACCUUCAGUUAUGUCGAGUUGAGAGCUGCAACAGAUGACUUCAGUCCCUCAAAUAAGUUAGGAGAAGGGGGAUUUGGUCCAGUAUACAAGGGUAAACUUUCUGAUGGGCGGGCAGUAGCUGUGAAGCAGCUUUCAGUAGCUUCUCACCAAGGGCAGAGUCAAUUUGUUACUGAGAUUGCUACCAUAUCUGCAGUGCAACAUCGCAACCUUGUUAAACUGUACGGAUGCUGCAUUGAAGGAAACAGCCGCCUCCUUGUUUAUGAGUAUCUUGAGAACAAAAGCCUUGACCAAGCACUGUUUGGAAAUAAAGACUUGCAUCUUGAUUGGCCAACCCGCUUCAAUAUCUGCCUUGCAACUGCUAGAGGACUAGCUUAUCUUCAUGAGGAAUCAAGGCUGAGGAUCAUACACAGAGAUGUGAAGGCAAGUAACAUUUUGCUUGAUUCUAAGCUCUGUCCGAAAAUAUCUGACUUUGGACUGGCAAAGCUAUAUGAUGACAGGAAAACUCACAUCAGCACUCGGGUGGCAGGAACCAUUGGCUAUUUGGCACCAGAGUAUGCAAUGCGUGGCCACCUCACUGAGAAGGCAGAUGUGUUUGGCUUUGGUGUUGUUGCUUUGGAAAUUCUCAGUGGAAGACCUAACUUUGACAACAGCCAGGACAAUGGCAAGAUCUAUCUUCUUGAAUGGGUGUGGACUCUGCACGAAAGAAACCAGAGUCUAGGUCUGUUGGAUCCAACCCUAGUGGAGUUUGAUGAAAAUGAAGCUUUAAGAAUGAUAAGAGUGGGACUCCUGUGCACACAAGCAUCGCCAAUGAUGCGACCACCCAUGUCAAGGGUUAUAGCUAUGCUUGCUGGGGAUCUCGAAGUGAGUCCUGUUGCAUCAAAACCGAGUUAUUUAACUGACUGGGAUUUUAAGGACAUAACAACCAGCAUUGAGGCUGAAAACACACUAUCUAUUAAAUCUGAGCACGGUGAUAACAAGGACAAGAACUAUCUUAAUCCAGGGAUAGAGCUGGUGCCUUCUCCAUUAAAUAUCACUGAAUUCGGUGACAUUAUUGGGGAAGGAAGGUGAGAUGUUUUUCCUUAAAAGCUCCAUUUUGGUACUUGUCCUGCUUUGACCUUUGCCACAUAUUUUCUAGCUCAAUAAAGUAGAUACUGAAAUUGUGUGAAUUUCUGUCAUUCGAACUCUUUAUAUGUUUGAUCAUUUCUCUCUCUGUAAAUUGAACGAGAUAUUGAAAUUUUGGCAUGCAAUAAGGCUGCAGUAUUUGUAACUCAUGGAUGUCAUUACUAUCAUGUAGUAAGAAUACUUCAAAGCUAGAGGAUUGUUUGUAAUUUCCAUGUAACAUAAUUAUGUCUUUUCUUCUUUUUUUUUGGGGGGGUUUCUUUUUCCUCUUUGUUUUUACAUACUACCUCUAGCACAUGCCACACCACCUACUCCAGCCAAGGUAUCAGCUCCUAUGUUUGCAACCGACUCUAAGUCAAUCUCAACAGUCACAACGGCACUACAUGACUCCAAUUUGCGGAGCCACAGCAGCACUUCAAAUCUUUCAGCAAUGCCUUCUUCCCGAAGAAAGAAUUCAACAAUGUAAGAAUAACUGCAACUGCUGCAGCAAACUCAGAAAUUCAUUUAGUGUUCUUUGGGACAUGAGUGAGUCUCGUGUUGAGUUCCUAGUAGAAAUAUAUUUUUGCAUUUGCUGCAUUGAUAAGGUGCACAUAGCUUUGAGUUUUUGCAUUGAGAAAUAUGCCUGGGUGUAGAGUGUUA
Molecule: messenger RNA, 3750 nt
Organism: Rubroshorea leprosula
Lineage: Eukaryota; Viridiplantae; Streptophyta; Magnoliopsida; Malvales; Dipterocarpaceae
Source: the annotation of a GenBank genome assembly